Messenger RNA from Thecamonas trahens ATCC 50062, 2277 nucleotides. RefSeq lists its product as uncharacterized. Gene Ontology annotation, cellular component: endoplasmic reticulum membrane. The transcript has 2 exons. Gene Ontology annotation, biological process: regulation of proteasomal ubiquitin-dependent protein catabolic process; protein K69-linked ufmylation; response to endoplasmic reticulum stress. The record is from RefSeq and is a predicted model, not a curated record. Gene Ontology annotation, molecular function: UFM1 ligase activity. NCBI's taxonomy places the organism in Eukaryota, Apusomonadida, Apusomonadidae. Bases 1 to 2277 code for a protein of 758 amino acids.
AUGGCGACAGAGCUUGCCCAGCUGCAGGCUCAGCUGCAAUCGACCUUUGCCGCCCCGUCUGCUGUGCGCAUUACCCAGUCGAAUGCGGUGGAGCUUGUGCAACGACUCAAAGAGCUCCAACUGGUUGACGUGCUGUUUACCCGCGAUGGCUCGGCGUUCGUGACCCCGCAGCAUCUGGAAGAUGAGGUCGCCGACGAAGUGGCACUGGCCGGCCGUGUCCGUAUCGCUGAGGUCGCCGACACGCUUUUGGUCGAGUACGUCGAGGUCGAGGCCGCGGUCCGCCGGCGCCUGGCCCGCAACCCUACAGCGCUGGUUCUGGUUGGUGACGAGAUCUUGCAUCCGCCGUAUCUCGAGGAGUUGAUGUCCGAGGUACUGGAUGAGGCGAUCGCUCAUGGCGUGCUUCCGCUCGCUACGGCCGUUGUCCGCGUCGCGCUUCCAUCAAGCUUUCUCCGGCAGCAGCUUGAGGCCCUGGUCUCGCGCGACUCGCGGCUCGUUCUUCUCGACGCCGCCCUCUACUCGCAGGUCUUUCUCGACCGUAUCAUGGCCCGGGUCCGUGGCCGGCUCCGCGCCGCGCUGCUUCCGACUCGACUCAACGUAGUGCUUGCUGCGAGUGGAGCCGAGGGCCACGCUGAGCGAAUCGAGGCUCUGGUGGCCCGCGAGGCCGGCUCCGGCAAGCUCGACGGGACGCUCGCUGGCUCGGGCGUUGCUGCCACAUGGGUGCCGGAUGUGUACACCCAAGCGCGGGUCGACGCCGUCGAGCGCCAGCUCGAGGUCAACUCGGUCGUCCUCUACUCGGUCCUUGCCGAGUGCGGGUUUGACGGCGGCGCGGCCUUUGCGCAUGCGCGGUGGGGCGAGUCAGGCGUGGCGCUCGAGUCUGUCUUUGUCGCUUCGUCGCACCUCGACGUAGUCGACGCCAUUGCAGGCGCUGCGCUGGCGCCCGAUGGCCCGGGCUUUGUCUCGCUCCGCUCUGCGCUGCACCCGGACAUUGGACCAGACGACACUGCGCUUGUGCUCGAGCGCGGUUUGCUGCCGUGCCUCGGUGGCGACGUUCAGGUGCUCGACGAGCGCGGGGCGGCGGUGGCGAUCGCAGGACGGCUGAUGGAGGUGCUGAGGGCUGCAGUGUCGGACGCGGUCGAGACCGCUCUGGAGGCUGGCGCGUACGAGUCAGUCUUUCUCGCGCUGGUCCAGCUCGAGGAGGGCAAGGCUGGAGCGCGGAGCAAGCGCGGGCGGUCCGACCACGCGUCUGCCGCCGCCAAAGGUCUGGUAGCUGAGCUGACUCUUCCUGUCGACGCCGUCGAGGCUGCUGUGUCGACGGCGAGCCCGGAGCUAGGCCGCGAGGCUGAGUGCCUUGACGCGGUCACCGCCGCGCUUGUGGGUGAGUCCAAGGCGAUGAUUGCGGGAGCGCUGCGGAGCGCCCUCGAGCGGCGGUCGGUCCUCCGCGCAGCGGCGCCCGAGUUCAGCGGUGGUUCGAGCGAGCCGAGCCCUGAGCAGGCGAUGGUCUCCGAGGUCGCGGGCGAGCUCGAGGUUUAUGCGGCCGGAGUGCGGUACGUGGCCGAGCUGGCUUCGGGAGCGUCGACAUCGCCCGGCGUCGCGCACGCUCUUGAGGCGCAUGUCCUCAAGACAGUUGCACUGCCGCUGGUGGACGCGCUGGUAGCGUCGGCACUUGCGGCGACCGGCAGCGAGCUGCCGCAGCCUGUCACCGCGAGCAAGCGCAAGAAAGCAAUCAAGACGCUGACCGAGCCGCCGCGCGACACAUUACUGGCGCUGGUCAAGGCCGGCACACCGGGUAAGGCCGCCAAGAGUCCCGAGGCCCAGGCUGCGCUCGAGGCGCAUCCGGCCGGCGAGCGGAUCGACAAGUUCCUGGCAGCGCUGAUGGCGGCGGCACCGGUCCUCGAUCUCGCGCUAGAGGCGGGCUCGUGCGCCGAGCCGAGCGCCCAGGACGGCCGGCGGCAGGCGCACAUGGCGGUGGUGGCGGACGCACUGGGCGCUGCCACCGAUCCGGCCGACGCGCUCCAGCUAGUCCUUGUCUACCUCUUUGCCAGCGACCACCACGCGUUGGUCAACGUCGCCGGGCGCGACGUCGGGCGGAUGGUGAGCCUCUACACAAGCGUGGCCGACAGCGCGGAACAGCUGGCACGGGCCGAGCUCCUCACCUCGCUCUACGACGUCACCUACGAGUGGCUGAUCGGGCGGCGGGCGGACGCUGCGCUCGGAGCGCGGGCCGUCGAGCUUGUUCGCGACAUGGGGCUUCUGCUUGGCGUGACCGCCGAACGAUAA